Exophiala dermatitidis NIH/UT8656 is the source of this 1611-nucleotide messenger RNA. RefSeq lists its product as uncharacterized. The transcript has a single exon. The record is from RefSeq and is a predicted model, not a curated record. Gene Ontology annotation, cellular component: nucleus. Gene Ontology annotation, biological process: DNA damage response. Lineage: Eukaryota; Fungi; Ascomycota; Eurotiomycetes; Chaetothyriales; Herpotrichiellaceae. Bases 1 to 1611 code for a protein of 536 amino acids. Gene Ontology annotation, molecular function: histone H3K56 acetyltransferase activity.
AUGUCAGCAAAGUCAGCUUUGCAGUCCCGACUAGCUGCUGCGCUCCCGAUUGGCAUCAGUCUUUGGGCAUACCAUAUUUCUACAACCCCCAGCUCGACAAGCCCGCUGUUCGCACCCGUGCCAGGGGAGAAAGAUGAGCCAACUCUGUGCGAAUCGCAUUUCCUUGCGGUAGCUUCGCCUCCUUCUAACGAUGGAAAGGAAGUUUUGGUUUACGCCGUGGAAAUAUUGAUCUUCAGCAGCCCCAAGUCAACAACUGUUUUCGUGUCCAAGGCUGAUUCCUCUGGCUUCUCGUCCCGCCUUAACGCGCCAAAACGCUCUCCAUCUGUCAUCGGGACCAUCAUUUCUACCUUUAUUGAGUUUCUACUUGAACCUCGUUUGAUCAGGUCAAGGGUUGUCUUGUCCCUCUUUGCCCGUUCACAGAACCAGUAUCUGUUUCCUGGAAGCAUUGAGAAUAAGGAAAAGCAUGUCCUCGACGAUAGACAGCUCAUCAAGUGGUGGUGUCGCGUGCUAGACAAUGUAUUGAGAAAGCAUGACGAGGGCAAAUCCGUCCCCUGCACAGCUACUGCACACCUCUUGGUCCCAGGAUGCGACAAGGCAGAGACAAGAGCCUUCUUUCCACCAUCAAGCCGUCAGGACCCGCCGUCGGAUCCAAAAUGGAUCAACUCAUACCCAGUGGAACUUCUCGUGACGGACAUUUCAAAGCCGCCUCGGCACCUAGUCCCGCGUUUGCCUGACGACCCAAAGUCUAGAUUUCUUGAUGACUUGGACGGGGAUUUUGUUGACGACCGAGGACAAUGGCGAAGUGUGAAAACCUUGGAACAGUUUUGGGAAAUGAUGUCUUACAGACAAGAAUGCUCGGCAGGCAGAUUGGUCGGAUUUCUCUGGCUCGUCUUUUCGCCGGGAAGGACUAGACACGAGUCGCUCAAUGCGCUUGAGAAGGCUGGGCAAACUGACCGCUCUAUGGAAGGACUAAACCGGUCAGAAAUUCCCACGCCUGAAGCGUCUCAACCACUUGCCAGCGAGAAGCCGGGUCUUGCAUUGGAGCCGCUGGUCGACCCCAAGGCUAUCGAGAAGGCCAAGACAACACCUCCAUCUUCGCCUGCUGCCGGUACGAAGGGAUAUCAUGCUGCGGCUUUCAGCCAUGAAAACCACAACAACCACAAUGGCGGCACUAUUUCGCCGCCCAGUCUGCCACGACUACAUCAACGAACCACAACAGCAGAAAAGGCCGACUCCCUUGGCACGCACGGAGAAGCAGUAUUAGACUCUAACCAAUAUCAGGCUUUAAUGGACCAGUUGCUGCAAAGCGAUUUCGCUGGUGAGGCCGUCGCUGUUGAAAGCACCAAACUAUGGAUCAAUAAGACAUUGGAAUUUUCAGGAACUGCCGGGCUUGGGUAUCUCGUAACCGGCGAGCGAACGCUGACCCUUGCGAAAGGGCUCGAACAAAACGGCCCGCCUCAAGUCAAUGUACUCACUGGCAUCCGCAGAAAAAGAAAAGUGGACAGCAUCUCUGGGGACAACCCCGCGUCAUCCGGGGGUGGCCUUACAUCUGCCGGCCAAACAAGCAAUGCAUUGCCUGAUAAUCUUGUGAGGAAAAGGGCAAAAGAAUAG